This is a messenger RNA of Erythranthe guttata (spotted monkey flower), 772 nucleotides long. NCBI's taxonomy places the organism in Eukaryota, Viridiplantae, Streptophyta, Magnoliopsida, Lamiales, Phrymaceae. The record is from RefSeq and is a predicted model, not a curated record.
AACUUAUGGUGCUUUAUAAAUUAAUUGGGGACGGAUUUACUAAUACUAUGGUUUGCCAGCUUUACAGAGAUGGGAAAAUGUAUGUGUGCAAUUGUUUUUGUUUGACUGUAUCAGCCAUCAAUUAGGAAAGGAAAAUUGACCUGUGAAAUUUGAUGAUAUGCACACUAUAGGUUGUUGGUUGUCCAUCUUCUUCAUCCUUCCAAUAGUAACUUGUCCUGUUGCUGAAGACUUGUUUAACUGGAAAGCAACCAUCACGGGGCCCGCAGACAGCCCAUACUCUGGAGGUUUAUUCCUUGUUGCUAUCCGCUUCCCUCCUGACUAUCCCUUCAAGCCCCCCAAGGUUACUCUUAAGACCGAGAUUUUUCAUCCCAACAUCGAUGAAUAUGGGAACAUAUGCCUCGACAUUCUUAAAGAACAAUGGAGCCCGGCAAUUACUAUUUCCAAGGUGCUGGUAUCAAUUUGUUUGUUGCUGAGUAAUCCAAAUGCUGAUGAACCACUUAUACCUGAGAUAGGCAACAUGUAUAAGACUGACAGGGCCAAGUACGAGUCCAAUGCCCGUGGUUGGACACGGAUACAUGCUAUGGGAUAGAGAGAGAGGUGUCAGUGUCACAGUCAUUGUAUUAUAAAACUUUGAAUUUGGAUCUAUUUGAUUCCCUCUAGCAUCUUAUUCCCAUGAUGUUUUUGUUUGUCUUGUAAAAUUUGCCAUUCCUAAAUUUUCUAUGGUGCUAUUAAGUAUUAACCAACCAGUUAAUGUAUCUCAGUCCUUUUAUUU